Molecule: messenger RNA, 870 nt
Organism: Benincasa hispida (wax gourd)
Lineage: Eukaryota; Viridiplantae; Streptophyta; Magnoliopsida; Cucurbitales; Cucurbitaceae
Source: RefSeq, a predicted model, not a curated record
UAACAAAAUUAAUUGAGAUCCCAUUCUCAAUCAAUCUAAAUCAAAAGCAAAACAGCUCAGAACUUGAAGAAGAAGAAGAAGAAGAAGAAGAAGAAAGCUCAGAAAUCGAAGAAAGAAGAUGAAUUUCUCUAAACUUAUGGCUUCUCUUCCUCUUCUUCUUCUUCUUGCUUUCGUCUCAUUCUCAAGCCCUCUCGUCUCUGCUCAAAAAACUCUCACCGCCUACGAUAUUCUCCAACAGUACGGCUUCCCCGUCGGCAUUCUUCCCGUCGGCGUAAACGGCUACGAAUUGAACAGAGCCACCGGAGAAUUUAGCCUUUUCUUGAAUCAGAAGUGCAAAUUCAAGAUCGAAUCGUAUGAAUUGGAGUACAAAUCUACCGUCCAGGGCGUGAUUUCCCAAGGUAGAAUCAGGAAACUGAAAGGUGUUUCUGUUAAGAUCGUCCUACUGUGGCUCAGCAUCGUGGAAGUCGUUAACGAUGGUGACGACCUCCAAUUCUCUGUCGGAAUUGCCUCUGCCAAUUUUCCGCUUGACAGUUUCUAUGAGUCGCCACGGUGUGGAUGUGGAUUUGACUGCGAUAAGGCUGGGAGCUUGGUUUCGGCUUCGUGAAAUUAGGUAAAAUUUUGUGUUUAAUAUAAUAAAUUAGGGAACAUUAGGUUUUGAAUCGCUUUUAUUACUUCAAACUAGAAAUGUUCUGUUGCUUUGAACUUAAUUUAUGUGCGAUUUCGGAGAUCGGAUUAGCUCAAUCGUUACAUUCAAUUGUAUUGUUCUGUAACUGGAAUCUGCUUCUGCUCGUCUCAUAUACACUUGAUUAUAUAUUUAUAAUAUGAACAAUUCUGUCUAUUAAGUAAUCAAUAUGAUCAAUCGCCUUAUCA